GUCGGACGACCCAAUGGCGCGCAGGACCGACGCGACGACGACAUGGGCGACGGACCCGCUCGACGCGCUCCUCCUCGACGAGACGCAUGGGCGCAUGGAAGAGAUCACGCUCUCGAAUGUGUCGGACUUUCUCGCCGAGCUCGGCGACUUUGCGGCGCCGGCCAAGCCAUCCCGACCCGCAAGCGCCGGGACGAGUCCUAGCCCAUCGUCGUCGUCGUCGCCAUCCUCGACGAUGCCGACGGCGCCAGCCAAGCGCAUGCGCACGACGCCGAAAGAAGAACUCGAGUACCUCCACUCCAAGCAGCGCUACCUUCUGACGCAGUUGAAGACACUGCAAGCCGCGGUCGCAGUGCCAGCCAACGACGACCCAUGGCACAAGCGCGCGCAGAACCAGGCACAAGCGGCGCAGCGCGCGCUGCAAGAGAACGUCCGGCUCAAGGCGGCGUACGAGGACCAGCUCAAGAUGAUCCAGGCGCUGGAGCGUGUUUUCCAAAAGAAGCCCAAGCUCCAGGAUGCGACGCCCAAGCACCAAGACUUGCUGCCAUGGCGAAGGUACAUGCUUGGCGUCAACAACCGCGAGCGCGACAUGGAGGCGAUCCUGCGCCAUCAGUACGACAAGCUCGACACCGAGUUCAUCCGGCACAAUGUCUACCAACUGCGGGAUACGCUGGUGUGCGACGGAGCCUUGACGAAGCGGGAGUUUGUCGAAAGCACUGCAGACAAUAUUGUGCUGCACUUUGUGCGGUGCAAGCGCUGGCCUAUCGACUAUCUGUCGUUCAGUCGACUCCUCUGGGACUUUGUCUCGCUCAACGUCAAGGUGCCGGUCAAGACCAAGGUCGACUCGGAGCGGCUCCAGAGCUUUCAGAACGAUAUGCUCGUGUACACGCGCCAUACCGCGCGCCCGUGGAGCGAACACAUGGACAUCCCGCCCGUCGUCGGCCGGACCGCAUCCAUGCGCUUUCUAGAGAAAGACCGCGUCGUGAUCGUAUGGAAGUCGAUUGCCGACGAUGCGCUCGUGCCAUUUCCCGACCACGACCACGUCAAAGACAACAAAGCGGGCUGGGCCGUCAUCACGCCCGACGGACCCGACGGGUGCCGUCUCGCAACCUACUCGCGGCUCACGACGCCCGUGUUCCCGUCCAUGCAGCGCGGCUCCAUGACCGAGACGAUCUUGAGUCUAUACGAGACCAACUCGGGCCGCUUUGAUGCGGCCUUGACCGCCGAAGUCGACGCGCGGCGCAAGGCCAUGCAAUCGUCCUAAGCGUCCUCCAAUAUCGAGCGUCAGCGUGCUAAUAGAAGUAGUUUUCCAUUCCCCGAAUCGUACGUUGGUC
Molecule: messenger RNA, 1331 nt
Organism: Saprolegnia parasitica CBS 223.65
Lineage: Eukaryota; Oomycota; Saprolegniomycetes; Saprolegniales; Saprolegniaceae
Exons: 3
Coding region: 14-1261 (415 amino acids)
Source: RefSeq, a predicted model, not a curated record